Messenger RNA from Anolis carolinensis (green anole), 9252 nucleotides. It is a transcript of the gene ece1, whose product is annotated as endothelin converting enzyme 1. Gene Ontology annotation, molecular function: metalloendopeptidase activity. Gene Ontology annotation, biological process: peptide hormone processing. The coding region runs from base 1239 to 3491 and encodes 750 amino acids. Gene Ontology annotation, cellular component: plasma membrane. The record is from RefSeq and is a predicted model, not a curated record. NCBI's taxonomy places the organism in Eukaryota, Metazoa, Chordata, Lepidosauria, Squamata, Anolidae. The transcript has 18 exons.
GACUCAGGGCGGCUUACAAGUGCAAAAGAGUAUACAUACAAAAACAUCAAAUACCGAAAACACACUAAUAAUAAUAAUAAUAAUAAUAAUUUUAUUCUUGUACCCUGCCUCUAUCUCCCCGCAGGGAUUCAGGGCGGCUUACAAGUGCAAAAGAGUAUACAUACAAAAACAUCAAAUACCGAAAACGCACAAAUAAUAAUAAUAAUAAUAAUAAUAACAAUAAUAAUAAUUGUUAACAUCAGAAGAGGAAUUUUCCAGGGAGAUUCAUUGUCCCCUCUGCUUUUCAUUAUUGCCAUGAUCCCUCUGUCAACAAUCUUACAAAAAACAAAUCUCGGCUAUCAAACAUCUAAGAAUUCUCACAAAAUUUCAAAAUGUACAAACUGACAAGGGGAAUGCCACGGUAAUCAUGGAAAUAGAACAAUACAAAGAAAAAAAAAUCAGACAGCUUCUAGAUCCCACAAUUUACAAGAAACUGAAACAAGACCCUACUAACAAAAUCACCAGAAAAACGAACACUCUAAUCAAGAACUCCUCCAUUAACUUUGACGUACGGCAACAGCUGUGCAAAUCAGAAGCCCUUCCACCGAGGAUGCCUGCCAUAGAUGUGGGCGAAACGUCAGGAGAGAAUACUGAAAGACCUACAACAACCCUGGAACGCAAAGCCUUGAAGGCGCUUCCCGUGUUGACAAGCGCAUGGGCAAGCACCGUGGCAUAGACGCCCUUCGGCUUCCCUGGAGGAGGCGGAACUGGAACUCCCAGGAUUCUGUCGCACGGAGUUGAAGUGGCUCCAAAAUGCAUCAAGUCCACUGUGUAGAGCAGGCCUCGGCAAACGUUGACCCUCCAGGUGUUUUGGACUUCAACUGUGGGAGUUAGAGUCCAAAACACCUGGCGGGCCGAAGUUUGCCCAGCCCUGUUGUGAAUGCACUCUCGCUUCCCCAGGGAGAGCGAGGCCACUAUUUGUUUGCACAGCGGGGCAUUGCUUACGAUAGGGUAAAGGUGAAAGUUUUCCCUGACGUUAAGUCCAGUCGUGCCGACUCUUGCGGUCGGUGCUCAUCUGCAUUUCUAAGCAGAAGAGCCGGCGAUGUCCACAGGUUGUGUGGCCAUUGGUAUGACUGCAUGGAGCUCCGUUCCCUUCCCGCCGGAGUAUUGAUCUACUCACAUUUAGGUUGGCAGAAGCUGGGGCUAACAGCGGGAGCACGCCCCGCUCCCCGGAUUCAAACCUGACAACCUUUCGCUCUAUGUCCACCUACAAGAGAGCCACGCUGGACGAAGAGGAGCUGGUGGACGCCGCGGAGGGAGAGCUCUAUCCCAACGGCAUCCAGGUGAACUUCCGAGGCCUGCUGGGGGUCCGGAGCUGCUGGGCCCGCCGCCCUCCCCCCGAGAAGCGCCUGCUGGUCCUGACGGCCGUCCUACUGGCCGGGCUGCUGGCCUGCCUCUGCCUCCUGGCCGUCCAGUUCCGGCCCAGGCCCUGCCUGUCGGAGUCGUGCGUGGCGGCCUCCAGCGCCAUCCUGGCCUCGCUUGACCGCUCGGUGGACCCCUGCGAGGACUUCUUCCGCUUCUCCUGCGGCGGCUGGACCAAGGCCAACCCCAUCCCGGACGGCCACUCCCGCUGGGGCACCUUCAACAAGCUCUGGGAUCACAACCAGGCCAUCCUCAAGCACCUCCUGGAGAAUACGACGGCCAAUGUGUCGAGCGAAGCCGAACGGAAAGCGCAGCGCUACUACCAGUCCUGCAUGAACGAGAGCCAGAUCGAGGAGCUGAAAGCCAAGCCGCUGCUGGACCGCAUCCAGAAGUUGGGGGGCUGGAACAUCAGCGGUCCCUGGGAGGGGUCCGACUUCAACCAGACGCUGCUAGAGGUCAUGGCCCGGCACCACGCCUCCCCCUUCUUCGCCCUGGACGUGGCCGCCGACUCCAAGAACGCCAGCCUCAACGUCAUCCAGGUCGACCAGUCCGGGCUGUAUCUCCCCGCCAGGGAUUAUUACCUCAAUAAGACCCAGAACGAGAAGGUGCUGAGGGGCUACCUGGCCUUGAUGGUGCGCCUGGGGGCGCUGCUGGGGGGCCGCGAGGAGGCCGAGACGCGGCGCCAGAUGCAGGAGCUGCUGGACUUCGAGACGGAGCUGGCCAGCAUCACCGUCCCGCAGGAGAAGCGCCGCGACGAGGAGCAGAUCUACCACCGCAUCACGGCCGGGGAGCUCCAGGGCCUGGCGCCUGCCAUCGACUGGAUGCCCCUCCUCAACGCGGUCUUCUUCCCCGUGGAGAUCAACGCCUCGGAGCCGGUGGUGGUUUACGCCAAGGAGUACCUGGGAGAGGUGUCCCUCCUCAUCCAGAAGACGGACAGGCGUAUCUUGCACAACUACAUGGUCUGGCAGCUGGUGCGGAAGGGGGCCGCCUUGCUGGACCAGCGUUUCCAGGAAGCCGAGGAGAAGUUCCUGGAGGUCAUGUACGGGUCCAAAAAGGCUUGUUUGCCUCGCUGGAAGUUUUGUGUCACCGACACGGACAACAACCUGGGCUUUGCGUUGGGCGCCAUGUUUGUGCGGGCCACCUACGCCGAGGACAGCAAGGCCGCGGUGGAGGAGAUGAUUGCGGGGAUCAAGGCGGCCUUUGAGGAGAGCCUGGCCGGCCUGCGCUGGAUGGACGCGGAGACGCGGCGCUCGGCCCGGGAGAAGGCGGAAGCCAUUGCGGACCUCAUCGGCUACCCCAAGUUCAUCAUGGACCCCAAGGAGCUGGACAAGGUCUUCGCCCAGUACGACGCGGCUCCCGACCUCUACUAUGAGAACGUCAUGCAGUUCCUCAACUUUUCGGCCCGACUGGCCGCCGACCAGCUGCGGAAGCCCCCCAACCGCGACCAGUGGAGCAUGACCCCGCUGACGGUGAACGCCUACUACUCCCCCACCAAGAACGAGAUCGUCUUCCCGGCCGGGAUCCUGCAAAGCCCCUUCUACACCCGGAACUCCCCCAAGGCCCUCAAUUUUGGUGGGAUCGGCGUGGUGGUGGGCCACGAACUGACCCACGCCUUUGACGAUCAAGGCCGGGAGUACGACAAAGAGGGCAACCUGCGUCCGUGGUGGAAGAACUCCUCGGCGGAGGCCUUCAAGCGCCAGACGGAGUGCAUGGUGGCCCAGUAUGGCAACUACUCCCUCAACGGGGAGCCCGUCAACGGGAAGCACACCCUUGGGGAGAACAUCGCCGACAACGGGGGGCUCAAGGCCGCCUACCGGGCUUAUCAGAACUGGGUGCGGAAGAAUGGGGAGGAGGAGACCCUCCCGGCCCUGAGCCUCACCAACUACCAGCUCUUCUUCGUCGGGUUCGCCCAGGUCUGGUGCUCGGUCCGCACGCCGGAGAGCGCGCACGAGGGCCUGGUGACGGACACGCACAGCCCUUCCCGCUUCCGUGUGGUGGGCACGCUCUCCAACUCGAGGGAGUUCUCGGAGCACUUCCGCUGCCCCCCGGGGUCCCCCAUGAACCCCGCCAGGAAGUGCGAAGUCUGGUGAGGCUCCGUCUUUGCGAAGAUACCAAACUCCAGACUCGUGGGUGGCCUUGUGUAUAUCAUCUUCGUGGUAUAUCUGUCGUAUCCCAUCCUGCUUGGACCGUCACCCGUUCCCAAAAGGCUGGUAUUUUUAUGCAGGGAUGAAUAGACUCUUCUUGCCUUCGCUGGGAAAACCUCUCGAGAAAAGAGGACGGAACCCCACUCUGCUCACACCUUUGCAUCAUAGACACAGACACCAACGUAUAGAAAUAUUACUAUUUUUUAAGUCUUGCAGAACACUGGAAAUUUCAGGGAAAAGUGUAUAAAGUUGAAACGGAUCGGUAUUUAUUGCUACUGCUUUUCGUGUGUGGAUGCGCAAGAAGCCAAAGGGCGGCUGCCAGAAGCGGAAGACCCCAACUCCCUUCCAUCCUGAAGUGUGGAAAUCCAUGGCUUUGUGGACUACAACUCCCAGGGAGCGGGGAUUUGGGGGAGCCUCUCUGCAGGGGUGUCGUUUCCAAAAGGGACCUUCGGAUUCUUCACGUCCUUUGUGACGCCCAAGUGCCUCCGGCGUUUUCUCCGGCUGACGCUUCUCCUGUCAAUUUCCGCACGUCCAGCAAAAGAGACGGAAAGGCGGCUGUUAAGGUGGGCUCCAAACCCACUCCCCUGCGGACUCUCAGGUGCAAAAUACGGGUGGUUCCCAUCCCAGGCUCCCACAGAAUCGUGGCAAUUGUUCAUUUCUUCCUCCUCUUCCGGUAUCUGCCGUGACCCCAAAUUGGGGCUGAACUUCCAUUUGUGUCAAUGUCGGGAAUGAUGGACUAUUUCUCCCCCUUUUUAGCUUCGUUUUUCCACUUGGAAUUGGAAAUAGAACGAUGGUAAGGCUGUUUUUAUAUACAGUAGAGUCUCACUUAUCCAACAUCAACGGGCCGGCAGAAUGUUGGAUAAGCGAAUAUGUUGGAUAAUAAGGAAACAUUAAGGAAAAGCCUAUUAAACAUCAAAUUAGGUUAUGGUUUUACAAAUUAAAUAAAUAACAAAUAAUAAAUAAAACUUUAUUUAUAUACCGCCCUAUCUCCCGGAUGGGACUCAGGGCGGUUUACAGUCAUAAAAGCAACACAAACAUUACAUAACAACAUAAUACACAUUAUUAAACAAAGUAAAAUAAUACAAUUAUAACAAUAAAUCACACUUACAUGACCAGAUCAAAUUAAGCACCAAAACAUCAGGUUAUACAACAAAUUUGGCAGAAAAAGUAAUAAUAAUAAUAAUAAUAAUAAUAAUAAUAAUAAUAAUAAUAAUAACUUUAUUUUUAUAUCCCGCCCCAUCUCCCCGAAGGGACUCGGAGCGGCUUACGUGGGGUCUUGCCCGACAACAAUACAAUAACAGCAAUAAAACAAGGUCAGCAAUAAAACAAUGUCAUAUCAAUAAAAACAUAACAUCAAUGAACAGUUAUAAAAGUGAGCGCAUGGCAUAAAAUGGUAGUUCAAUAUGCAGCAAUGCUCUGUAGUAAUUACUGUAUUUACGAAUUUAGCACCAAAAUAUCACGAUGUAUUGAAAACAUUGACUACAAAAAUGCAUUGGAUAAUCCAGAACGUUGGAUAAGCGAGUGCUGGAUAAGUGAGACUCUACUGUAUAUAUAUGUAUAUGUAUAUAUAAUCUCGCAUUUAUAAAUAGAAAUCACUUAUAAGUGUUGCUAAGACAGUUCAAGUGGAAUUGUAAUGCCACAUGUGCAGUUUGAAAUCACUCAGAGUGAAUAAUAUAUACAGUAGAAUCUCACUUAUCCAAGCUAAACGGGCCAGCAGAAGCUUGGAUAAGCGAAUAUCUUGGAUAAUAAGGAAACAUUAAGGAAAAGCCUAUUAAACAUCAAAUUAGGUUAUGGUUUUACAAAUUAAGCACCAAAACAUCAGGUUAUACAACAAAUUUGGCAGAAAAAGUAGUUCAAUAUGCAGUAAUGCUAUGUAGUAAUUACUGUAUUUACGAAUUUAGCACCAAAAUAUCACAAUGUAUUGAAAACAUUGACUACAAAAAUAAUAAUAAUAAUAACUUUAUUUUUAUACCCCGCCUCUAUCUCCCCAAAGGGGACUCAGGGCGGCUUACAUGGGGCCGAGCCUGAAUAAAAACAAUAGCAAUAUAAAACACAACAAUAGACAAAAACAUGCACAAUUAUAAAAAUUUAAACAUUAGCCAGUAAAAACAAAUGACAAGAGCUAAUAAAUAUAUGAAUUAAAAUGGAGAGGUUGUAAAAGUAGGGUAAGGUAAGGUGCACCAUAUAAAUAUUGUAAACACGAAUAUGUUGGAUAAUAAGGAGGGAUUAAGAGAAAGCCUAUUAAACAUCAAAUUAGGUUAUGUUUUUACAAAUUAAGCACCAAAACAACAUGUUAUACAACAAAUUUGACAGAAAAAUUAGUUCAAUUCAUGGUAAUGCUAUGUAGUAAUUACUGUAUUUACAAAUUUAGUACCAAAAUAUCAUGAUGAAUUGAAAACAUUGUCUACAAAAAUGUGUUGGAUAAUCCAGAACGUUGGAUAAGCGAGUGUUGGAUAAGUGAGAUUCUACUGUACAUAUAUGUAUAUGUAUAUAUAAUCUCGCAUUUAUAAAUAGAAAUCACUUAUAAGUGGGAUUGUAAUGCCACAUGUGCAGUUUGAAAUCACCCAGAAUGAAUAUAUAUACAGUAGAAUCUCACUUAUCCAAGCUAAACGGUAUUGCUAUGUAGAAAUUACUGUAUUUACAAAUUUAGUACCAAAAUAUCAUGAUGAAUUGAAAACAUUGUCUACAAAAAUGCAUUGGAUAAUCCAGAACGUUGGAUAAGCGAGUGUUGGAUAAGUGAGACUCUACUGUACAUACAUAAUUUCACUUUACAGUGUUUACGUAUAUAGACAUAUGUCCUAUAUUAAUACGUUAUAUCUAUUUGUAAGUAUGUGCAUAUGUUUAUAGCUGCACUUCGGGCCGUUUCAGACUUCACCUUUGUGGCGCUAUGGUUCCACUUUAAAUAGCAAUCACUUACAAAUGUUGCCAUGGAUAUAUAAUGUUUUAUAUAUAUUUAUAAGUGAUUUUUACUCAGGCAAAGUUAAAAUACAGCAUGCAAGGCUACCUUCUUGAACCCGGUCCCGGGAAUGGAGAGGACUGCAUUCAGAAAUGCUUCUGCUACUGGAGGAGAAACAAAAAGGGAAAUAUUGCCACCAACUCUCCGAUCACAAAGGAUUUUUGGGGGCCCUUUGGCCUUCUUUGCCUAUAAAGGCCACGCUGGAAACUUCAGCACCGCAAUGUCUUUCCUAUACGUUUCCUCACAGAGUGCCUUGCCAAAGUGGAAUGGGAAGAAGCAUCCCAACACCCAAAGAAGGAUGGAAACGCCAAGAGAAGAGUGACAGGAUGCCAGCUUCCAGUGCCUUAAUGCUAGAGCUGCCCAUCACAGCCUUAAUUCUCCGCUUGCCAUAGAAAGAGACCCUAUUGCUUCAGUCAAACCCAACAUCUGGAUCACUGUCAGGGACGAUGGGAGAGGGAGUUCCAGGGGACAUUGCCCGGAUGUGUUACCAUGUCCCCGCAAGCUAGAGCUGAUAGAUAGGAGCUCACCCCGUCUCACAGAUUCAAACUGCUAACCUUCAGGCCAGCAACCCAACCUUCAGGCCAGCAGUACAGCCGGCACAAGGAUUUAACCCGUUGCGUCACUGCGCCUCUUUAGCAUUUUUGAUGAAAUCAUAUUUUCUAGCACAGCUAUCCUUCCUAGACCUUUGCCAUCUGUCCAGGUCUAUUUUUUAACAACGCCUCUGAAGCCAGGAAUAAAUUAAUAAUCUAAUAAUAAUAAUAAUAAUAAUUUUAAAAACAGUGUAUUCUCUUUUAAUGCUAUGCUUCCACUUUGGACGGCUAUGGAUCCCGCCGCCUGGGAUUUGUACUUUGCCAAGCUCUUCAUGAAACGGCAAAUCCCAGGAAUCCCAUAGAGGCCUAUUAUUAUUAUUAUUAUUAUUAUUAUUAUUAUUAUUAUGGGUCGUCAGUGUAUUUCCUGACGAUCCCACAUAUCCCUUCUUGCAACUGCAAAUCCCAGGAUCCAAUAGAAAUACCUAUUUUUGGUGUAUUUCCUUUCCUCUUUUUUCCUGGAGCCAAAAUACGUAGCAAUUAAUGUUACUGUUAUUGGGGUUGCUGUGACUUUUCCAGGCUGUCUGGCCAGGUUCUAGAAGCAUUCUCUUCAGAUAUUUCGCCCACAUCAGAGGUUGUGAGGUCUGUUGGAAACUAGGCAAGUGGGGUUUAUGUAUCUGUGGAAUGAUGGCCAGGGUGGGAGAGAGAACUCUUGUCUGCUUGAGACUAGUGUGAAUGGUGCCACUGGCAGGCUUGAUUAGCAUUGAAUAGACUUGCAACUUCAAAGCCUGGCUGCUUCUUCCCAACGAAGGAUUUCCCCAGGCAGGAAGGAGCCAGGCUUUGAAGCGGAAAGGCUAUUCAAUGCUAAUCAAACUGGCCAAUUGCAACAUUCACACUUGCCUUAAACAGACAAGAGUUCUUUCUCCCACCACCCUGAACAUUAUUUCAUAUAUAUAUAUAAAUAUACACACAGUAGAGUCUCACUUAUCCAACAUAAACGGGCUGGCAGAAUAUUGGAUAAGCGAAUAUGUUGGAUAAUAAGGAGGCAUUAAGGAAGAGCCUAUUAAACAUCAAAUUAGGUUAUGAUUUUACAAAUGAAGCACCAAAACAUCAUGUUAGACAACAAAUUUGGCAGAAAAAAUAGUUCAAUAUGCAGUAAUGCUAUGUGGUACAGUAGAGUCUCACUUAUCCAAGCCUCUGGAUAAUCCAAGCCAUUUUUGUAGUCAAUGUUUUCAAUAUAUCGUGAUAUUUUGGUGCUAAAUUCGUAAAUACAGUAAUUAUAACAUAACAUUACUGCAUAUUGAACUACUUUUAUGUCAAAUUUGUUGUAUAACAGGAUGUUUUGGUGCUUAAUUUGUAAAAUUAUAACCUAAUUUGAUGUUUAAUAGGCUUUUCCUUAAUCCCUCCUUAUUAUCCAAGAUAGUCGCUUAUCCAAGCUUCUGCCAGCCCGUUUAGCUUGGAUAAGUGAGACUCUACUGUAAUUACUGUAUUUAUUAAUUUAGCACCAAAAUAUCCCGAUAUAUUGAAAACAUUGACUACAAAAAUGUGUUGGAUAAUCCAGAACGUUGGAUAAGCGAGUGUUGGAUAAGUGAGACUCUACUGUGUGUGUAUAUAUAUAUAUAUGUGUGUGUGUGUGUGUGUGUGUAUAUAUAUAUAUAUAUAUAUAUAUAUAAACCCCCUUCUGAGGAUGCCUGCCAUAGAUGUGGGCGAAACGUCAGGAGAGAAUGCUUCUGGGACAUGGCGAGACAUCCUGGAAAAUUCACAGCAACCCAGUGAUUCUGGCCAUGAAAGCCUUCGACAUUAUUAUUAUUAUUGCCCUUUCUCUCUCUCUCUCUCUCAAAAAAAAGGACUCAAAGCCCCGGCUUGUAGUAAAACAAUGUAAUUGAAAGCCUGAAAAACAUACAAACAUUAAAAUAGGAUUAAAGGUUAUUAAAACCGAUUAAGAAACUAUUAAUGUUCAAUUUCCUUCAAGAAUUUCCUCCUCAAUGCGAAAUCAAGAAAAGGAGCUUAUAACUCAGGGGGAACUAUGAAUCCGAUCAGGCUCGGAUUGUUGGGAAAAUCCCAUUGGGAGAUUUUUUGUCUUCCAGGGCGAAACAUUGUAAUAUUUCCAUGCAAGGAGGAAAAGGAAGGGAAAAAAGCUUUAUUUUUAUCUGCCUUUGUUCUUUAUCUCUGUUUUGGAUUACUGUAAUUUCUGGCAAAGCAAUAAAACAAAACUUUUAUAUGA